Molecule: messenger RNA, 2792 nt
Organism: Patiria miniata (bat star)
Lineage: Eukaryota; Metazoa; Echinodermata; Asteroidea; Valvatida; Asterinidae
Exons: 4
Coding region: 783-1853 (356 amino acids)
Source: RefSeq, a predicted model, not a curated record
CUUGCCUAGUAACAGCUCUGUUUUGGUACAACAAAAACGCCGCGAAAAAAAUUUGGACCGUGUGGAGCUGGAUUUCGUUUCCAAAUAUUUGACCAAAAAUUGAAAAAAUUGUGCUGUAUUUUGAAGAAGAAAAUAUGAGGAGAUUCUAGGAGUGUUUGUGAAUUUGUGAGGUGGAUUUUGCUGUGCAGACGAGGACGAAAUGUGCAGUUUGUGGACGUAAAUUUGUUGACAUUUUUAUGCUCGUGUGAUUGUCAGAUCGUACACUGUCGUGUCGAGUUCUGUCUCGCGUUCGCUGUGUGUCAACUGAAAGGAAUUUAAGCAGGAAGUUACGGCAAGCUUGGAAUGUUUGCAGUCGUUGUUGAUCUGUUUUGCUGUAAAUAUACCUCAGAUUGAGAUCACAACUGACUGAUUUUGCAGUCUGCAUUCUUGUGUUGUCACUGCCUACCUCCAAAAAUGAAAGUUUCGCGCCGCUAGGUCAGCUGUUUCCGUCGACUUGUCUGUGGUUUUAUCUGGAUUUCAGCAAGUUAUAAAAAGCCAGCAUGACUUUAGACAAACCUACGUUAUCUGGGCUUUGCUCUACAAUGACUAAUUGUACACAAAACUGUCAACACUAGAUACCAUCAUGAAAUCAACAUAAAUCACCUAGCUCACUUCAAAUUUUAAUUUUGGAAUCGCGCUUUAAACUGAAGUCUCCUUUUACUUUUAUAGGCCUAGGCAGCUAGAGCGCUGGCCUAUCUUACUUGACUUAUAACUAUGCUGUGAGGAUUUUUUUCUUUUGCAACAUGGCAAAAGUUCCACCCCCAACUUCGUUCAACUAUGCCGCAAAUAAAAGAGGACCGUCAACUUCUCUUAGUGGGAGUUCCUCCGAGGGCGAAAAUUCAGACCUUGAGGAGAUACCGCCCUCGCCCUGCAGUAGCACAUCAAGCGGUCCGAUAUACAUCCGGCCCGCUGGAUUCAACCACCAUGCGCAGGAAAUACAGGCCACGACAUUUCGAUCGAGCAGAUCGGUGAAAUUAAAAAAGAAAAUUAAGAAAAACACUGUGGUUGCUGACAACCCACUUUAUCAACAAGGAAUCCACGUGGGAAUUGAUAGAAACAAUAACUGUAAUAAUAACAAUGUCCGAACAGCCGUGCCACCGAACAAGAUCAAACAGAAGCCUAAAAAGGAUCCCUUGCCAAUGAAACUCCGAGCUUUGCCACAGUCGUUCUGGCAACAGCCCAACACAGUCAACACGGUACCUCCUGGCAGCAUGUAUACAGUCUUACCACCUGUCUCCAAGACCGACCAGCCUGUCUUGGGAGAUAUAACAGAUCCAAGACCAGUUACACCUCCAUCCGACUCUGACGAAAAAGACUCUAAACCAAUCGUAAAAGCUGAAAAAAUUGAAAGGACAAAAGGCACCGAGAAAUCUCAGUUACAAGAUACGAGAGAAGGUGCAGGGGAGACCGUCGCGACGGAAGUUGUCAAACCUAAGCAACCUAAGCCGCCUCCGAGGAGAAUAGUCAGGGUGUCAGCCAGUAGCUCCAACCUGCUCCUCAAGCUCUUCGAUGGGGUGGAAAAUGACAAGAAAAGUAACGUGAUCCCAACAGUAAAGAGAGGAAGACCGAAAAGAGAUAGUAGUCAUCCACAUCACAGCAAACACGUAGUAGGGGACGAUCCCUUUAUGAUAGACGCAGUUGCGGACGGCCUUCUUCCAUUGCUCAGUAUUGAAUCCAACCGACAGUGUAUAGGACCAUCGUCCCAUCUAUCUGUUGUGUCUGUGAAAGAUGGAGACAAGACGUUGACUCUGCCAUCUUUGAACAUUGAGCAGAACUAUCCAGCUAUGCUAUCGGAGCUCGUCAAAGCUUUAUGAGGAAUAGAAACCAGAUUAUAUUUGCUAGAAAAGACGUUCGUGACAAGAAGUUGACUCUGCCGUAUUUGAACAUCGAGCAGAACUAUCUAGCUAUGCUAUCGGAGCUCGUCAAAGCAUUAUGAGGAAUAGAAACCAGCUUUCAUAUUUGCCAGAAAAGAUGUUUGUGACAAGACGUUGACUCUGCCGUCUUUGAACAUCGAGCAGAACUAUCCAGCUAUGCUAUCGGAGCUCGUCAAAGCUUUAUGAGGAAUAGAAACCAGCUUUCAUAUUUGCCAGAAAAGAUGUUUGUGACAAGAAGUUGACUCUGCCGUCUUUGAACAUCGAGCAGAACUAUCUAGCCAUGCUAUCGGAGCUCGUCAAAGCUUUAUGAGAAAUAGAAACCAGCUUUCAUAUUUGCCAGAAAAGGCGUUCAUGACAAGAUGUUGACUCUGCCAUCUUUGAACAUCGAGCAGAACUAUCCAGCCAUUCUAUCGGAGCUCGUCAAAGCUUUAUGAGGAAUAGAAACCAAAUUUCAAUUUGCCAGAAGAGACAUUUGGAUUUGGAUCGCAGAUAAGUGCUUAAAGUUUUGAAUGUCUUUUGCUUGUGCUGUAUGAGUGGCUGAUGCGAAUUCUCAUACAUUAUGGAUGUGUGUAGACUUCUGUAGACACUUACACUGGAAAAUACAUGUAGGCCAGGUUUGCAAGUUUACAGAUUGUGUAGAGAUCUCUGUGAUUCUUACACAAGACAACACAUGCCGUCUAAUUUUGGACAUGUUUAUAUUUUGGGUUAUGUCUCAGUUUUGAAAAUUCUGAAAAUACAGUAUUGCAUUUCAAACCUGACUAACACACUCACACAAAAGGUGUUUUUUUUUAUGAAUAUAAAAAUUCUGUAGCAUUUGAAACGACCUCAACUAAAAUUGAUAUUUUCUUGCAUAAAUUAGAAGUGCUGCUGUCAUUUUUU